This is a messenger RNA of Owenia fusiformis, 976 nucleotides long. The record is from the annotation of a GenBank genome assembly. NCBI's taxonomy places the organism in Eukaryota, Metazoa, Annelida, Polychaeta, Sabellida, Oweniidae.
AAUACUCAAUCGGCCGGGCGCCGUAGUAAAAAUCGGAGCAAAUGUGACCACGGCAUAUUCUGUUGUCCGUGUCAGGUUGAGCAUUUUUGUUUCAGUGUUCAAUCUGCUUACAAAACUGUCAGCCAUGAAGCUCGCAAUUGCAGUGUGUUUGGUCGCUGUGUUUUACAUUGCUGGUGCAGCAGUCCUCAAUAAUGAACUGACGAAUCUCGAAGAGGACAGGCAGCUCGGGUUGAUGAUAAGCCUCCUGAAGCGAUAUCUGAAACAGCACGAAUUGAGGACCAGAUCCAAUACAGGAGUGAAUCUUUAUUUUUCUUUAGUCUCGAGCAAUUUGGAGACAAAAAAACACCAACAAAGAAUUGUGAUGGUCCUAAAUGCUGCGAAAAUACCAUAUGAGAUAAUCGAUAUAGCAUCAAGCGAUGAAGGGAAAGCAGCCAUGAGGGCAGGUGCAGGGUCAAAGGCCAUACCCCCACAGAUAUUCAAUGGCGAGCAAUAUUGCGGGGAUUACGCUGCAUUUGACAAUGCUGUGGAAGAAGAGACUUUACAUGAAUUUUUAAAGAUCUAAGAAUUGAGGGAUCCAUUGCUCAAAGUGCAGGGACUAUGAACACAUAGAAUCUAGAUAGAAUAAAACAAACAGUUGCAGCUACGGCUCUCGAUUAUAUAGAUAUGUUUACAGUAAACGAAUGGACUGCCAGGUCAGAAUUUGGUUCUAAAGUCAAUGCAUUUUCAAGGAAUGAAAAGUUUUGGUAUAAUUUGCAAAUCAUUUUAUCCACAAAUAACAGCUUAUAUGAGCUAGACAUUAGUAAACAACCAAUGUCGGGACAUAAUCCAAUGAGGAUCAUCUUUAAUUAUAUGCAUGGAGUGAUCACUGUGGUUUUCAUAAGCAAUACAAUCAUAUAUAUUAUAUACUAUGUAUACCCUGUAUCAGAACGAGAUACGUGUACUCGACUUAAGUGUAUAAGAUAAUAUUAUAUAAAAA